CCACUCCUGCUAAGCUGCCUCCUAAUUGGGAUGCUAAUGCGAGGUGUGAAUUCCACUCUGGAGCACCUGGGCAUAACAUUGAAAACUGCAAAGCAUUGAAGUAUCAGGUUCAAAAUCUUCUCGACUCCAAGGCCAUUGAGUUCACUCCUACUCCAGGGCCUAAUGUUGUUCAAAAUCCUAUGCCCCCUCAUGGGUCUCAUGCUGCAAACGCCCUCGAUUGUGUUGAAGAUACUCGUUUGGUUAAGGACGUAACUGAGUUAGGCUCUAUGUUGCCUUUACUGAAAGUAGAAUUAGUGAGAAUGGGUCUAUGUGCUGGUUGUGGAGAAUUGUGUAAUGAUUGCAUGGCCACUUCCUCGGUUUGUGACAAAGUGAAGAAUGGUGUUCAACAGUUGAUAGAUAGUGGGUAUCUACAGUUUGAGCGCAUACGACGGCCCGAGGUAUUUGAGAAUGAAAUUAAUGUGGCAUCCAUUCCCUACACUCCUGCUAAAAUCCCAAUUCCUGCUAGAGCACCUCCUUUGGUUAUUACAUCACCUGGUCCCGUUCCGUAUACUAGUGAGAAAGCAAUCCCAUGGAAUUAUGGCGGAGAAGUUUUCUACCAAGGGGCCAAGUAUGAGAUUAAAGCACCGGUUGAGAAAGAAGAUGUUGAUAAUGUUGUUGGCAUCGGAAGAAUGACAAGAAGUGGUCGUAUUUUCAAUCCUCCCCAGAGUACUCGCGAUGACAAUACAGAAGCUCCAGCUCAAGCAAAAGGGAAAGGAGUGGUAGAAGAUACGGUGGAUCCGGGGCAAAGCUCUAACUCUGAAGAUACUAUGGCCAAAGAGAUGGAAGAGUUCCUAAAGAUCAUCAAGAAGAGUGAGUAUAAAGUGGUUGACCAGCUGAGUCAAACUCAAUCUAAGAUCUCGAUCUUACAGUUGCUCUUAUGCUCCGAGACGCAUCGAAAUGCUUUAUUGAGACUCCUGGGCACUGCCUUUGUCCCUCCUGAGAUCUCAGUAAAUCAGCUUGAAGGGGUUGUGUCUAAUAUCAAUGCUGGAAAUGGAUUGGGAUUCACUGAUGCAGAUUUGCCUUCUGAAGGUAGAAAACAUAAUAGAGCUUUGCACAUAUCUGUGGAGUGCAAGGGGACUAUGCUAUCUCGUGUUCUUGUUGAUAACGGAUCUUCUUUGAAUGUGUUACCAAAGUCGUCUUUGAUGAGGCUAGACUAUUCUGGUGUUGAGAUAAGGCCAAGCGAAUUAACUGUGAGAGCCUUUGAUGGCUCAAAGAGGUCGGUGUUUGGGGAGGUUGAUUUACCAGUGAUGAUAGGGCCUCAACUCUUCACUAUUACUUUCUUUGUGAUGGAUAUCCACCCGGCUUACAGUUGUCUCCUGAGGCGUCCAUGGAUCCAUGCUGCUGGGGCCGUGACUUCCACAUUGCAUCAGAAACUCAAAUUCGCCACUCAAGGGAAGAUAGUCACAAUAUGUGGGGAGGAAGAGCAUGUGGUAAGCCAUCUUGCGUCUUUCAAAUAUAUUGAUGUGGAAGGGGAGGUCCACGAAACACCUUGUCAAGCGUUUGAGGCUGUCCAGACUAUCAAGAUCCCUUAUGUUGAAAAGAAGAAGUUGGAGGCUCCUAUGUCUUCACUAAAGGAGGCUAAAGCUGUGGUUGAAUCUGGUCAUCCUGAAGGAUGGGGCCGAGUCUUGGAUCUACCAAUCAAGCAGGAUAAAUGUGGGAUUGGAUAUCAGUUGGGGCAGAGUUCUUCUGAUGGGUCCUUCAAGAAGCCCGGAACCUUCGUUCCGAUCAAGCUCUCUAGUGCUGGCACCGUCAAGGAUCAUAUUUGCGCUACUGAUGAUGAUAUGGAUAGUGAUUAUGACAUUGAAGAAUGGAUCAAGCCGUGUGCCCCGGGACAGAAGCUUCUCAACUGGUCAUCGGAAGACAUCAUCUCAAUUGCUCUCGAUCAAAAGUAA
Vicia villosa (hairy vetch) is the source of this 1931-nucleotide messenger RNA. RefSeq lists its product as uncharacterized. The annotation marks the transcript as partial. The record is from RefSeq and is a predicted model, not a curated record. The transcript has a single exon. NCBI's taxonomy places the organism in Eukaryota, Viridiplantae, Streptophyta, Magnoliopsida, Fabales, Fabaceae.